AUGAACGGAAACAACCCGCACGGAGGCUUGUCCCAUGGUCUCUCGCAAGAGUGCAGAAAAGUCCCGUAUCGGCGGAUUCGCGCCGUGAUCAUUGGCGCGGGAGUAUCAGGGAUUUUGAUGGGUAAUGCAUUCUUCAUCAAAGUCCUUCCGUUACAAAAGUACCUUGGAGAAUACGUUGAUUUUCACAUCCUGGAAAAGUCCCCAGAACUAGGGGGGACUUGGUUCGAAAAUAGGUAUCCGGGAUGCGCGUGUGACGUUCCUAGCCAUUGCUAUCAGUACAGCUUUGCCCCUAAUCCCGACUGGUCAAAAUUUUACGCAUCGUCUCAAGAGAUCAAAGCUUACCUCGACGGAGUUGCAAAGCAUUUUGACCUGAAAAGGUUCAUCAAGUUCAACACCAAGGUCACCAACGCUCAGUGGUCAGAAGCCAGCAGCAUAUGGACUGUCGAGGUCGAGAAUGGAUCCACCUAUGAGGCGGAGGUCCUAUUCAACGCCGGCGGUAUCCUCAACAAUCUUCAAAUGCCGAACAUCACCGGCAUCGACACCUUCACUGGCCCCAUUCUUCACACCGCCGAUUGGGACGCAUCAGUAGAUCUCAGGGGUAAGAGAAUUGGCGUCAUCGGUGCGGGGGCCAGUGCCGUUCAGCUCCUACCUCAGAUACAGCCGACGGCGACGAAAGUCACCGCCUUCAUCCGCACACCGUCCUGGAUCUCACCUCCCGUUGCUCUCCCAGAGGCCGAUCGGCCAAGUUAUUCUUAUGAUGAAGGGGAAAAGACCAGAUUCAGAGAAAACGACAGCGACUAUCUUGAAGACCGGAAGCGUUUGGAGGCGCAAUUCAAUGGCAUGUUCGAUGCCUUCUUCAAAGCAAGUCCGCAGCAGAGGGACCUCCGGGAACGAUUUGAAAGCCGCAUGAGAUCUCUUAUUCGCGAUGUGGCUCUUCAAGAGCGGCUGAUUCCCAAGUUUGAGGCGGGCUGUCGAAGGAUUAAUCCUGGAGAGCAGUACCUCCUGACUCUCCAACAACCAAAUGUUGAGCCCGUUUUCGAGGGCAUUGAGAAGAUCACUUCUACUGGCAUAGUCGCAGGCGGAGUCGAGUAUCCUGUGGAUGUUCUUAUCGCUGCCACCGGCUUUAACACAACCUUCAGGCCGCGCUUCCCAAUCAUUGGUAGAGAUGGCAACAACUUGCAGGAUGUCUGGGCCGAGAACCCGACCUCUUACUGCGGAACGGGCGUUUCUGGAUUUCCCAACUACAUGAUAUUCUUGGGCCCCAACACGCCCAUCUCAAAUGGCAGUCUCAUGGGCCCAAUUGAAGCAACUGGCGACUACUUCGUUCGCAUUCUCACCAAGAUGAUCCGACAACGUAUCAAGUCCUUUGAUGUACGCAUCGAGGCUCAAACAGACUUUGACAAUCACACGCAAGAGUUCAUGCGUCAGGCAGUCUGGACAGGAACGUGUCGAAGUUGGUUUAAGAAAGAUGUCAACGGGAAGGUGAGCGCUCUGUGGUGUGGAAGCUCGCUUCAUUACAUGCAGUCUCUCGCAGAGGACCGUUGGGAAGAUUACGAGUGGCGCUUUGACGGCAACCGCUACGCGUACUGGGGCAAUGGAUUCUCCUGGAUUGAGAAGUCCGAGUUGGAUCCUUUGGGCAUUGAGGAGAGGGAGUACUCAAAGACAAUGACCACCAUUGCAGAAAGAUCAUCGGACCUCAGCUUCUAUCUGGGUAAGGCUGAUCCCUUGCCCAAGAGGGUCUUGUCUCACGUGGUGGACGCCGAAGCUCAGUGUCAGCAUAUUGUGGGGCAGGCUGAGGUCCACGGGACCGAUCUGACCAAGUCCAAUGUGAAAGAAGCGGACGUUACUGAGCAGGAGAUGCGUUCUGGUUUAGAGUCUUAUGUUCCAGCUAUUGCUGUGGGGGUUUGA
Messenger RNA from Colletotrichum gloeosporioides, 1908 nucleotides. Its product is annotated as putative sterigmatocystin biosynthesis monooxygenase stcW. The transcript has 7 exons. The coding region runs from base 1 to 1908 and encodes 635 amino acids. The record is from RefSeq and is a predicted model, not a curated record. Lineage: Eukaryota; Fungi; Ascomycota; Sordariomycetes; Glomerellales; Glomerellaceae. Gene Ontology annotation, molecular function: NADP binding; N,N-dimethylaniline monooxygenase activity; flavin adenine dinucleotide binding.